This is a messenger RNA of Neoarthrinium moseri, 855 nucleotides long. RefSeq lists its product as uncharacterized. The transcript has 4 exons. Bases 1 to 855 code for a protein of 284 amino acids. Lineage: Eukaryota; Fungi; Ascomycota; Sordariomycetes; Amphisphaeriales; Apiosporaceae. The record is from RefSeq and is a predicted model, not a curated record.
AUGGCGGAGGGCCUUGUCGGCGGAGGUGGCUGGCAUGCGGGAGAGAUUGUGCAAUCAUUCGGACCUGAAGUUGUCAUUCGCUUCCUCAAGAUUUCCGUCGCUGUUCAGAUCAUGUGGACACUCAGCCUUAGCCCGUGCAAGCUGUCUAUCCUAGUCUUAUAUUGCAAGAUUUUCACAAUUGCCAGGUUUCAGUGGACUUGUUAUAUCACUGGUGGUGUCAUAGCUGCGUGGUCGCUGUCCACGAUACUCAGUGCUUUGCUUAUCUGUCAACCUAUGUCAGAUCUCUGGUCAGCAGUUCCGAAGGGCCAUUGCGGGGAUCAUACUUUAUCAUACACGAUCACUGGUAGCAUCAACAUCGUGACGGAUGUCAUUGUGUUGCUUCUUCCGCUUCCAUACCUUAUCCAUCUGGAGAUGGCGCUCUACAAAAAGCUAGUACUGACAGCCACGUUUACUGUUGGCUUGUUUGUCUGCGUGGUUAGUGCUUUACGCCUACAUUCAAUUCGAUCGAUCGACUUCUCCGACAUUACCUAUACCGUUGCCGAGGCUCAAAUUUGGAGUGCUCUUGAGCCAGCUCUCGGCAUUACUGUGGCAUGUGUCCCUGUCCUCCGUCCACUCUUUGGUGGCCAGCAUAGUCCAAAUGGGACUUCACUGGAAAGCGGCCGGAAGAAGGCGCACGCACUGAAUCGAAUAUUUGAAUCGGUUUACGAGAGUUCGUCCGAGUAUCAGCUACGCCCGUAUCAUUCGAAACACGGUGUUGAGGUCACAUCCCAGAGGCACACCAACAGCAAUAGUCUUGACGGCACGGACUGCAAAUACAUUGGGGUACUACAAGAAUGGAAAGUUGACACGCGGUAG